This is a messenger RNA of Tupaia belangeri chinensis (Chinese tree shrew), 1555 nucleotides long. It is a transcript of the gene IQCC, whose product is annotated as IQ motif containing C. Lineage: Eukaryota; Metazoa; Chordata; Mammalia; Scandentia; Tupaiidae. The transcript is spliced from 6 exons. The record is from RefSeq and is a predicted model, not a curated record. The coding region runs from base 1 to 867 and encodes 288 amino acids.
AUGGACUCGGAGUGUGUUCCGCAGCCCCCCAGGGUGUCUGUGCUGCAGGCCUGCGUCCGGGGCUUCUUGGUCCGUCGCCAGUUCCAGAGGCUUCAGGUUGAGUAUGAGACAAUCGUACGAGAGAUCGAGGGCGACCUGGGCACGCUGCGGUGGACUGGGGGCUGCAUUCCCAGACCGCGAUUUCUCCCAGAGAAGGCAAAGUCUAAUUGGUCCUGGAAAGCAGGAGAAAGGGUGCCAAACCCAGAGCAGGGACCAUGGAGACACUCGUCAUGGAAAGAGGCUGAGAGAGAGGCCGUCCGGGAGGAGACCGUGCUGCAGAAGUCUGGAGCCAGCUCAGGAAACCCUGGAGGUCUUCCCUGCAGGGAUGGCAGUUCCUGGCUUCAGGCUGAACUGAGUAGGAAAUCCAGGAGGCCCAGCCACGAGGAGACCAGCGACAUCUCAGGGGUGGAGGACCCAGCCACAGGUUCAGGGCUGCCCCACCACCAGCGUGAGCUCCAGGAGCUCCAGCACCACCGCAGCCACCUGGCCAUGGAGCUGCUGUGGCUGCAGCAGGCUGUCCGGAGCCGUAAGGAGUACCUGCUUCUCAAACAAACACUGAGAUCACCAGGGACAGGCCAGACCAGAGAUGACCCCAGCAUGUGCCCAGACCGUGAGAGGCAAGCCCAUGAGAGGGUUUGGGCACACCCAAGCCCAGCCCUGGAGGACUGGUCCUGCAGAGACACGGUCACUAGAGACCUGGACCCUGUGGGUGACUCUUGUCAGGGUGUCAGAUCACAACGCCGCAAGUCCCCAGAGAGUCUGGCUGCUGCAGAGGCCCACACUGAGUGCAGGAGACCAGCCACCGAAGGAACGGACCACAGCUGCUGACACCUUCAGCCGGCCCGGGCACAGGAGACAGGCUCCCCAAGGGCCAGGCCGCGGAGGGUGCACAGGCCUGCAGCAGACGAAACUGGUGGGAGAGCAGACUCCUGGAGGCCUCACCCUGAGGGGCCACUGUCCCAGGAAGUCUUGCACUCUGUGAAGACCCAGAUGUUGAGGACAAGUGUCCCAGAGUCAGGACCCGAGUGCUGGGCUCUCAGAUGCCCGCAUCACCAGGACUGGGACUCAGCAGGGCCAGAGCAUGGUGGCCUGGACCUCUGGAGGACCAACACCCAAGGGCCAGACUGUAGUGAAGUGACAGAGUGCAGCCACAGGGCUGAGCCUCAGGGAGCCUGGCUGGGAAGGACAGGAGAGCCAGGACUGCCCUAUAGAUCAAGCCACCUGGGCCCUGUCUGCCACAGGAUUGGACCAUGGGGGACAGCCAUGGAGCACGGAACCAGUGGGCCAGGUGCCAGAGGGGACCCUGAGGAAGGAGGACUUCACCCUCUCUUCCCAGUUCCAGCUCUGCCUCCCACUCCUGCCUCUCCCCGCUGGUGGCAAGUGGAGCUGUGCGAGGCGGGAGCGGAGAGCUGGCAUGAGUGUAGGGAGAGGACAGCCUUCCGUCCUCCACCUGAUAAGGCGUCGUGGGGGAAGCGCGGCGGGAGGGGCCCCUUGCAGAAUAAAGGCUUUGCCUAGA